AGGUGACUGACCUAUUUUUUUGUUUUCUCUCUAUUUCUGGUCUCCUUCCAAUCUCCUCUCUUCUCCCUCAAAAUAUGAUGCUUCACAUUUUCAAGUGAAGGAAUCUGAGCCCUCUCCAUUUUCAAUGGCUUUCCCUCCUUACCGAAGAUCCCAUUUGCGUAGCAACACUUACCAUGCUCUUGUUCACCUACUCUCUCACUUUGCUGAGUACAACUCUUCACAUGAAACUCCAACCCAAUCCUUCAACAUUCCCGAUGAUGGCAUUGGUAGAAUGGAUAGAGUAAACCAAGAAAAGAGGCCCAAGUGCUCUGAAGUUGUUGAUUCUGAUUUUUUGAGUCCUAAGGAUCCUAUUAGCCAGAAAGAUAUAGUGGAGGUUCAGGAGAUCAUUGAGGGGGUUGGAGAGAAGGAUACGGAUUUUACUUCCAACAAGAUUGUCCUAGAUGAUAUAGAACAUAUGAUGGAAAUAGAGGACAUGCCUACCCAAGUAAAUGGUUUUGAUAAGGAGCAUGAGCUAAUGAAUGAGUUUGAACUGGCUAUGAAAGGAACUGAAGAUCUUAUGUGUGAUAGUGAUUUAAUUCCCACGAUCACUGAAUUUGAUGAGAAACAUAAUGAUGGCCGUGAAGUUGGGUUGGUGGACUCUCAAGUAGACAUGGAAGAGGGAGAAAUUUCUGGAGACUUGGGAAAGGAUGGCAAUUCAUGUGAUGUUCGGUCUGCAGAUGCUUUAAUUUUACCGCAGAAGCAGGUAGAUGACCUUCAGGAUCCUGUAAAUGUAACUAGAAAUAUGAUGUAUCCGUCUACGAUUGUGAACCAAGAAAAGGAGAAAGAUUGUGAGCCUACUUCCUCUGUGGUAAAUUCUCUUCAAGAUGGCAAUGAAAAUGGACAAGUGAAGCCUAUACCUGGUGAGAACAAAAGAAUUCCAUGCAGAGUUGAAGUAGAAAUUUCUGAAAAAACUUUUGAAUGUAAGAAGGAAGAUACAAUGAAGUUGAUGAAUGUCAGUAAAAGGAACAAGCGUGGUGGAAAGAAAGACAAAAAAAAGAAGGCGUAUAGAAUGAAGAGAGCAGAAAAGAACAGAGAGCUAGGUGUUAAAAGUUUGCAGUUUCAGAAGUUUGUACAGAAACCAAAAGCUGUCUCACAUUGUCGGCAUUAUAUUAUGGGAAGGUGCUAUGAGGGUGACAAGUGUCAGUUUUCACAUGAUGUGGUGCCUCGAACAAAAUCCAAGCCAUGUGGUCACUUUGCUCAUAACUCUUGCAUGAAAGGGAAUGAUUGCCCAUUUGAUCACGAGCUCUCAAAGUAUCCUUGUAACAAUAUUCUAUCCCAAGGCUUUUGUAGAAGAGGUGAAUCUUGCUUGUUUUCACACCAGGUAUCCAAAGAAGAUAUCUCUACCCCUUCAAAUAUGCGCAGACCAGUGUUGUCUACUCUUCAGUCAGGAAAUGCAAAUUCCAGUACACCAGUUAGCAAUAAUCAUGGCUCUGGUUCUAUGCAGCAAAAUCUCUUAACUCAUUCUUCUGGAAUUCAUUCUCGGGUCAACGUUCAACAUAAGGCAACAGACACUGCACAAAAACAGCCUACACCACCUAAAGGAAUCAGUUUCAUCAAUCUUGCAAAAUUCACACCCAGCCCUUCUGCACUUAAACAAGGCACAGUAACAAUCAAGGAAAGUCCUUUACAAACAGGGACGCAUGAAGAACAACGUGCACUUAACAAAAGUCAAAACAAGGUGGAGAUUGCAAAGAAACUGCCAUCUGUGACACCUAAAGGAGUAAACUUUCUUUCUUUUGGCAAAGGCUCUGUCUCUGGCUCUAAAACUCAUAUUCAUCCUAAUGUGAGUACAGAAAAUGGUUUCAAUUUGCCUCGGUUACUCAAUUUUGGUUUGCCUGAACAGAUAAAGAAGGAUGUCCACGACAAACCUAGUGACAGGACAAAACAAAGUGUAUCACUGUCUGACAUAUUCUUAAAUGAGAUUUUAGGAAAAAAUCAAUCUGUGUCAGAGGGAGUAAAAGCCAAGUUUCCAGAUAAAACCUCUGCUACACCAAGUCCUUUUGAUUCAAUCCAGUCUUCUGAACACCUAAAAUCUGAUUAUCACAAGCAUGCAUCAAACUCAAGUCAAAAGGCACUCUUGUCAACUUUAGCAUUUGCAGCAGAGCAUGAAUCUGACAUUAAGAUGAAAUGCCCUUCCGUUGAUUCAUCAGCAUGAUCAGAGGACUCUUCAAAAAAGUUCUGGUGAAGUUUCAAACCAUGCAGCCCUUGGUGAUUGGAAUCAAGGCUAUGAUAGAAGGUGCAAAGUUGUAAAGCUGAGUUGAAUCACUCAUUAUUGGUGCUACCUGCUGGAACCUUACUGGACCUGAGAAGCAAUUUGGUGCUGGCUGUUUUGGAAGUUAUAAAAGCUGGAUCAAUUAUCAGAGUAACCUGCACCUGCCAGUGGAUUAAAGUUUGGACUGAAGCUGCCAAUCUAGUAGCUCAACUGAACUUGGAGCAGGCUGGAUAUGUGAUUUAAAACUUGCUGAACCAGUAAAUGCAGCCUGUUGCUGCCAGUUACUAUUGCACAAGGAUUUCAAGAGCGGGAAGAGUCACUUAACUGUUUUACUUGUCAGACUAGGUUUGUUGUAGUUAGUUUAGUUAGUUAAUAGACAAUAUAACCUGGAAUAACCAGUUCUGUCCCUUCUGUUUCCAGUUUCACAGUUCUGUUCAUAGCCUAUAAAUAGAGUAGUUCAACUUUAUAGAAACUUGUUUACAAUAUUGACUUUCUUAGUAGUAGGUUAGUUUAGGAGUCAGAUGCACUUUUCUGUUUCUUUCUCUGGACAACUUUGUUCUACGUUCAAGUUUUUCAAGUUUCAAGAUGUGCAAAUGCUUCAAUACA
Molecule: messenger RNA, 2857 nt
Organism: Vigna radiata var. radiata (mung bean)
Lineage: Eukaryota; Viridiplantae; Streptophyta; Magnoliopsida; Fabales; Fabaceae
Product: zinc finger CCCH domain-containing protein 65
Exons: 9
Coding region: 125-2194 (689 amino acids)
Biological process (GO): negative regulation of DNA-templated transcription
Cellular component (GO): nucleus
Molecular function (GO): RNA binding; metal ion binding
Source: RefSeq, a predicted model, not a curated record